AUGGGGUGCAGUCCAAUGAGCAUGCUGAAGUCCAUGGCGUUCGCCAAGGGAGAGGGUAAGCACAGUAACUUCAGUCUUCUUCCUCUUCGGCUCCUACUGAUGACCCACGCGUUGACUUCGCCUGAAAGGAAGGGGGAGGAGAUCAGAGAAGCACCACCAUGAGAGAACGGGAGGCCGAAUGUGCUCGCCGCCGCCGCAGAAGCUCGUCGGCGACUCCACCGUGAGGUCCGUGGUUUACCGCGACGAGAGCCGCCGUCAUUCUUGCGCGGCGGCCGACGACAUCCUUCCCUCGUUCCACGCCAGCGCGGCGGCGGAGCGAGACGUUGCGGCACCGGCGACGGAGUGGCGCCACCAAGCUUACCCGUACGCCGUCUCGCCGGUCCCAUCCGCCGCGUGGGUGGAGCACCGGUACUGCUCCCCGACGGCGGCGGCGCCGCCGGAGAGGAUCGACGGCGCAGCCACGGACGUCGGCGGCCUGACGACCAUAUUCAGCGACGAGAACCCCAACGCCUGCCGUAUCGUCUGA
Spirodela intermedia is the source of this 526-nucleotide messenger RNA. The record is from the annotation of a GenBank genome assembly. Lineage: Eukaryota; Viridiplantae; Streptophyta; Magnoliopsida; Alismatales; Araceae.